GAAGUCUCCUCAUUCCUUCCUCUCUCCCUCUCCCCUCUCCACUCUCCUUGCUCUCCUAUUUUUAUUUAAUUUAACUGGUUUAGUUCCUCCUCAAAAUCUUCCCUUUUGCCUUUCACUUUCAAUCUAAAGUUGAGACCUCUUCAGCUCUUCUUCCAUGGUGUGUUAAAAGUCAGGGCUCCCCUAUUUCUCCCCUGUUUUCGUUUCUUCUUUUGUGUUUCGGUUUUGGGUUGAUGAUGGCUCAAAAGCAUUUACACGAGUUGUUGCAAGAGGAUCAGGAACCGUUCGUUCUCAAGAACUACAUUGCCGACAGGCGUGGCCAAUUCAAGCGGCCACUGCCCAAAACCCAUAUUCAGGUCAAGAAGCGAAAACCCAUUUCGCAGACGUCGAAUUUUCCUUCAAAUUUCUGUAAAAAUGCUUGCUUUUUCUCGUUCCAUGAAUCUCCUGACCCGAGAAAGUCUCCCCUGUUUGAGUUCUCUUCUCCGGCCAAGAGCCCCUGUAGAAACUCAAAUGCCAUCUUCCUUAACAUUCCGGCCAGAACAGCAGCUCUGCUUCUCGAGGCUUCACUCAGGAUUCAGAAACAGAAACCCCAGAACAAAAACAAUGGCUUCUUUGGGUUCUUUCUGAAGAGGCUAACUAAUAGGAAUCGCAACCGUAAGAUGGAAAUUUCCGGCGAUGGUGUUAAGGUCUCGGUAAAGGACACUGUCGACCUUAGAAAAUCUUUCCAGGAAAAUAGAAAAACGACUCCUGCCGUCAAAACAGCUUCUCCUGAGAUAAGUGCUUAUGAGAUGGGAUUUUCUUGCUCUUGCAAUGGGAGUCGGCCCAGCAGCGCCGUAUGGUCGGAGAGCAACGAAGAGAAGUCUUUGGAUUUGGAUUUAGACACCUCCAGUAGCAGCCAAUCUGAUGAUUUUGAAGACAAUGGAAAGUUCUUCUGUGAAAGCCCUUUUCAUUUUGUACUUCAAAGAAGCCCCUCUUCCGGCCACCAGACACCGGUUUUUUCCUCGCCGGCGACAUCCCCUAGUCGCCAAAAAAGACAGGAUUGUGAUGUUGAGAGGUUAAAGAAAUUGGAAGUUGAAGGAGGAGAAGAAGAGGAAGUGAAGGAACAAUGCAGUCCUGUGUCAGUAUUGGAGCCUCCAUUCGAGGAUGAUUAUGAUGGUCAUCUGGAUAAUGGUGAUGAGGACCAUGAUCGUGACUAUGAUCUUGAGAGUAGCUAUGCAAUUGUUCAGAGGGCAAAGCAGCAGCUGCUGCAAAAACUUCGUAGGUUUGAGAAACUGGCUGAAUUGGAUCCAAUUGAACUUGAGAAAAGAAUGUCAGAACAAGACGAAGAUGACAGUGAGUAUGAUGCCAACAGUGCUUGUGACCAAAAGGAAGAAGAUGACUACUUUGAGCAUGGGGAGUCCAUUUCAUCAGACAAAGAAACGGAUAUUGAUACUUUUGUCCAAGAAGUACUUAGAUCAAGCUUCCUCCAUCAAAGACGAAUCCCAGAAGGCAUGAAAAGGCUGGUGUCUGAUCUCACAGCCGAGGAAGAAACAAAGGAGAACUGCUGUAUGGACAGAGAAGUGGUAGUCAAAAGAGUUUGUAAUAGAUUAGAGUCAUGGAAGGAAGUGGAAGCAAACACCAUUGACAUGAUGGUGGGACAAGAUUUGAGAAGAGAGGUCGAUGGAUGGAAGAGAAAUCAAGAGCAGGUGAGCGAGAUGGCAUUAGAGGUUGAGUAUGCUAUCCUCGGAUUAUUGGUGGAGGAAUUCUCACAGGAACUAGUCAGUUUAAACUGAAACAUAAUGCAGAGAGAUGUUAAAAUAAAUUUUGCCUUCAGUUUUCACAUUUUUUUAAUUAAAUGUUAAUUAGGGGAGUAUACUUUAUCUUGCUAUGAAGGAUAGGUUAAUAGAUCUAGAGACAUGAGAAUGGAGAAAGCAAGAAGGAUCUCGCUUGCUUGGGUGUUUAGCAAGGUAUUAUGUAUAUGAAACAUGAAUCAUGUAUGUAGUGGGACAGAGGUGCAUGGAUCCUUACUCUUUAUAUAUUACUCUAUAUUUUUUUU
Rubroshorea leprosula is the source of this 2032-nucleotide messenger RNA. Lineage: Eukaryota; Viridiplantae; Streptophyta; Magnoliopsida; Malvales; Dipterocarpaceae. The record is from the annotation of a GenBank genome assembly.